AAAACUGAGUUUAAAUGUAUUUGGCUAAGGUGUACGUAAACUUCCGACUUCAACUGUACUUCCCAACCUUAAAGCUGAAAUACGCAUAAGGUGAAACAACACCACUGUUCGCCCAGUGCCUUUGUUACUGCAUUUGUUUUGUUGAUGAAACGGAGGAGUGGAGCAUCCAGCAGCAUGUUAAAAAAAAUCUGCGGUACAUAUUCUGGUGUCCUAUCGUACGUGCAAUGAUGUCCAAGGGAAAACAACGGUGUAGGUUGUUCGAAGUAACUUCUUUGUUUUUGUAAUAUCUCAAACGGACGUGGCAGUUUCACCAAGUACGGAUCCCGACCAAAAAAUGACAUAUUGUAACUUUAAGUCUGACCGAACACUCUAGUGCUACCCCUGGCCCCUAACCCUGGAUUGGGUGCUUUCCAUAUUGACUUCGCCUACCAAGUGAUGAUUCCAGAUCAGUGCAGAUGAAGGAGAGGAGAAGAAGCCACUUUACAAACUCCCCCCUUCGUUCUUCUCCAUCUUCCUUCCUCCCUCCCUUUAUCUCCCCAACUUUUUCCCAAUGUCUCCCCUCUCCCUCCCUUUCCUCCUCCCUCUCCUCUCUAGGUUUGCCAGUGAUGGGGCAGUCAUUUGCUUUGGGGUGUUCACGCGGACCCAGGAGGGGGGCGGGCAUCAGAAGGUGGGGGAUAUGCUGCAGGUGCUGCCUAGUGAACGCUACAAUGCACACAUGGUCCCAGAGGACCGCUCCCUCACCUGCCCCGAGCCUGGAACCUACAGGCUGCAUUUUGACAACACCUACAGCUUACUGCAGUUUAAAACCAUCAGCUAUACUGUGGAUGUUCUACUGCCAGACGGACAUGUCCAGGGUCCUAGGAGUAACAGAGGGGAUGGACGGCUGGAGUAACACAGACACACACACACACACACACACACACACACACACACACACACACACACACACACACACAUGAGAUCUGGAUUGUGAAGAUAGCAAUGUACAGUAUACAGUGCUGUUUAAACACCACUGUUCUCAGUUAUGGGCAUUGAUAUGACAAGUAACCAACCCACAGUUAUAACUUUUCCUAUUUUCUGUUGACACAAAUAAUCAUUCGUAUAAGCAUUUCAUACAAGAGUCAGAAUUUAUUUGAGUUAGGACUAUAUGGCUUUGUUUUAUUGGAGCCUAUUGUGUGAAUGUAAUAUCAUUUAUUUACAGACACUACUUUCUAGUGUCUGUUGUGACUUCUGUGUAUUUUAGGCUUCAUUAGACCAAUGUAAAAAUACAAAUUGUGCUAAUAGGGAUAUAAUAAAGGAAUGAUUAUUAAG
Messenger RNA from Salmo salar (Atlantic salmon), 1311 nucleotides. The record is from RefSeq and is a predicted model, not a curated record. Lineage: Eukaryota; Metazoa; Chordata; Actinopteri; Salmoniformes; Salmonidae.